Molecule: messenger RNA, 897 nt
Organism: Neltuma alba
Lineage: Eukaryota; Viridiplantae; Streptophyta; Magnoliopsida; Fabales; Fabaceae
Product: probable LRR receptor-like serine/threonine-protein kinase At4g29180
Exons: 5
Coding region: 1-897 (298 amino acids)
Biological process (GO): protein phosphorylation
Molecular function (GO): ATP binding; protein kinase activity
Source: RefSeq, a predicted model, not a curated record
AUGGCUUGCAUUCCGCAAGUUGCAAUUCAAAGGCCUGAUAUAGAACAUGUAGGAGAUGAUUUAACGGAAUGGCUGGCCUUGGAAAUGUCCCUUCAAAAUGCCGAAAGUAACAGUGGAACUUCUGGUUCUGCUUUGAGUACCACUUGUUUUCCACUUGAAUCAAAAUCAGAGGUGAUUUCUUCGACCAGAAGAUACAGGAAUAUUCUAAUUCCAAAUUCCAAUGGUCAUGUGUUUAAUCCCUCGGAAGUUCAUAGCAUCACCAAUAGAUUUGAAACCGAAAUUGAAGGGGGGUUUGGAAAGGUGUACCUGGGCGAACUAGAUGGCAGGAAUUUGGUUUCUCUUGUUGGCUGUUGUGAUGAUGAUGACAUGAAAGCUCUAGUUUAUGACUACAUGGCUGAAGGAAAUCUACAACAAAAAUUAUCAGGCAUGCAAGUUAAGAUUGGUGACUUUGGAUUGUCAAGAGCUUUUCAUGAUGAUACUAGCACUGCAUAUUCAACUUGUCCUGGUGUUGGCGCUUUUGGUUAUCGUGAUCUUGAAAUCCAGGACUGUAGAAAUCUGAAUAAGAGAAGCAAUGUUUAUAGUUUUGGAGUAAUUUUACUUCAACUUAUAAGCGGUCGGCCGGCAGUAAUGAAAGCACCUGAUGGCAAACCAAAGCACAUAUCGGAAUGGGUGGAUCCAAAGAUGAAGAGUGAGGACAUCCGAUCCAUUAUGGAUCCGAGAUUAGAGGGACAAUUCAAUGCUGCUUCUGUAGAGAAAUUUUCAGACAUAGCCAUAUCUUGUACUCAACGAGCUGCAAUUCAAAGGCCUGACAUAAAAGACGUAGAAGCUGUUUUAAGGGAAUAUCUGAAGUUGGAAAUUUCUGGCUCUGCAAUUGAAUCAAAGUCAGCUCCAUUUUGA